Molecule: messenger RNA, 1433 nt
Organism: Equus caballus (horse)
Lineage: Eukaryota; Metazoa; Chordata; Mammalia; Perissodactyla; Equidae
Product: serine protease 33-like
Biological process (GO): proteolysis
Molecular function (GO): serine-type endopeptidase activity
Source: RefSeq, a predicted model, not a curated record
AUGCCAGCGGAGGCCUACAGCAGGAAGGGCCCAGCCACAUGGCCUUGGCAGGCAAGCAUCUUCCUGGACACCAGGUACCGCUGCGAGGGAGCCCUCAUCUCCCCAGAGUGGGUGCUCACAGGCGCCAGCUGCUUUGGCAGCGUGACCCUGGGCGCAAAUCGGCUGGCACUGGAUGCUUGCGAGAGCAUGUCCAGCGUGGAGGAGCUGCUCCUGUCCCCAGGAGGGCCCGAGGGCUCUGGGCCUGGUGGCCUGGCCCUGGCCCGGCUGGAAAGGCCACCAUCUCUCAGCAGUGCAGUGCAGCCUGUGUCUCUGGCCACUAGCCCCCAGCCUUCCCCCUGGCCGCAGCUCUGCUGGGCCCAGGGGUUUGAUCUUGAUUUUGAUCCCUACAUCCCACCGAAAGAGCUGCACAGUGUCCCGCUGGAACCGCUGGACGUCAGCUCCUGCAAAGAUGCCUUUCGCCUCCAACCUGACUGUCCCAACCUGAAGGUCAGCCUGCCCAAGGGCUCCCAGUGCACCAGGCUCCCCUACAGCUACUCCAAACUGGUGGUGUCUGAUGGGGCCCCCCUGGUCUGUUCCCAAGGCAGAAACUGGUUGCUGCAGGGUGUGAUGACCUGGAGUCCCUGCUUGGGGACCCGCCUCCCUGAAGUCUACAUGCCUGUGUAUCCCUUCCGUUCCUGGAUCAGAGAGAAGGUCUCUAACGCCACCUUCUACACGUUGGCUAAGAAGUGCCCUCUGAUCUUGCUCAAGACCAGGAAGAGGAGGCAGUGAGCCUCUGGAGUCCUGGGUUUGAAUCCUGGCUCAGUUACUCACCUGCUGCUGUGACUGAGUCCCAGUCACCUCCCCUCUCUGAGUCUGCUUCCCUUUUUGUGUAGUGAAGGUAUAUUCAAUCAUUCACUCACUCAACAAGCCGUUACCACUGCUUACGAUGCGCCAGGCAACCAGGACUCCAGAUCAGCGCGGCCCCUGUGCUCAUGGAGGCUAGAUAUGGCAAUAAUAAAUACGCAAAUACGAACCGUGGCGAGUGCUAAGAGGAACCAGAUCCACGUGUUAAUAGAAGCCGUGACCUACUGCGGCGGCCAGGGAGUGUCAUUUGAAGUGUCCUGACAGAGCCGUGGGCUCUGUCACUCUUCCCCCGACGGCUGGGUGACUAGGAGACCAGCGCUGCCCCUCCCUGAGCCUCAGUUUCCCGCUUCACUUUGAGGAGCGGCGGCUUGAACUUCAGGAUUCUUUGGUCCCGCCCAAGUUUGUUCAUUACACUUUCUCGGGGACGAGGGUCUCAAAGGCCACAAGGGAGCAUCCCCUUGACCCGACGCACAGCGCUGCUCCCGCAGACGCCGCAGAGCCGCGCGCCCAGGCCUCCGCGCUCCCAGCCCGGCCUGCGGGCCCCCGCCGCGCCCUCCCCCCGGCGCCACAGCGGCCUCUCGCGGCGGACG